Pipistrellus nathusii (Nathusius's pipistrelle) is the source of this 582-nucleotide messenger RNA. Lineage: Eukaryota; Metazoa; Chordata; Mammalia; Chiroptera; Vespertilionidae. The record is from the annotation of a GenBank genome assembly.
AUGGCCGCCUACCCUUACCGCCCGGGCCCCGGGACCGGCCCAAGCCCCGGCCCACCCGUGGGCGCGGCGCUGCCGGACCAGAGCUUCCUGUGGAACGUCUUCCAGAGGGUUGAUAAAGACAGAAGCGGGGUGAUAUCCGACAAUGAGCUUCAGCAAGCACUCUCCAAUGGCACCUGGACUCCAUUUAAUCCUGUGACUGUCAGGUCAAUCAUAUCAAUGUUUGACCGUGAGAACAAGGCUGGUGUGAACUUCAGCGAGUUCACAGGCGUCUGGAAGUACAUCACGGACUGGCAGAAUGUCUUCCGCACCUACGACAGGGACAACUCGGGGAUGAUUGACAAGAACGAGCUCAAGCAAGCCCUUUCAGGUUUUGGCUACCGGCUCUCUGACCAGUUUCAUGACAUCCUCAUUCGAAAGUUUGACAGACAAGGACGGGGACAGAUCGCCUUUGACGACUUCAUCCAGGGCUGCAUCGUCUUGCAGAGAUUAACAGAUAUAUUCAGACGCUACGAUACAGAUCAGGACGGCUGGAUUCAGGUGUCAUAUGAACAGUAUCUCUCCAUGGUCUUCAGCAUCGUAUAA